Molecule: messenger RNA, 882 nt
Organism: Thyridium curvatum
Lineage: Eukaryota; Fungi; Ascomycota; Sordariomycetes; Thyridiales; Thyridiaceae
Exons: 2
Coding region: 1-882 (293 amino acids)
Biological process (GO): TRAMP-dependent tRNA surveillance pathway; nuclear mRNA surveillance; nuclear polyadenylation-dependent mRNA catabolic process
Cellular component (GO): nuclear exosome (RNase complex); cytoplasmic exosome (RNase complex)
Source: RefSeq, a predicted model, not a curated record
AUGCCUCGAGAAGCCGAGCCCUCCCUCAAUGAGAAGGUUUUUGUGACUCAGGCGCUCCAAGAGAACCUGCGGCUGGACGGACGUGCCUUUGACAGCUAUCGACCUAUCGAGCUCUCUUUCGGUCAAGAAUAUGGCAUUGCAGAUGUCAAAUGCGGAAAGACGAGUGUUGUGGCCAAAGUGUCUGCGGAGGUGACCGUUCCCUACGCCGAUCGCCCUUUCGAUGGCGUCUUCAACAUUGUUACCGAGCUUAGCCCCAUGGCUUCUCCAGCUUUCGAGGUUAAUCGGCCCACGGAGACAGAGGUUCUCCUGUCGAGACUACUGGAGAAGACGGUAAGACGGUCCGGCGCGCUCGACACGGAGUCGUUGUGCCUCGUGGCUGGCCACAAAUGCUGGUCAGUACGAGUCGACGUCCACGUGCUCUCGCAUGAUGGCAACUUGAUCGACACGUCUUGCCUUGCCGUCGUGGCUGCGUUGCGGCAUUUCAGAAAACCGGACACGAGCAUCGAGGGCGAAUCGGUUACUGUCUACACUCCCGCGGAGAGGGAGCCGGUGCCCCUGAGUUGGCUGCAUUCACCAUUAUGUAUCACCUUCAGCUUCUUUGGAGACGAGGGAGAGAUCGCCGUCCUCGAUGCAACUUGGUUAGAGGAGCAGGUGCGUGUCGCAAGCUGCACCAUCAGUCUGAACCGGCACGGCGAGAUCUGCCAGAUUGCAAAGCUGGGCGGGGUUCAAGUCGAGGCUGUUGCACUACUGCAGUGCACAAAUACUGCGCUCACCAAAGUAAAAGAGCUCUCAACACUACUAGACGACAAGCUCGCGGAAGACGCAAAGCGACGAGACAAAGGCGGCUUGAUCGCGGAGCUGUCAGCAGAAAACGAUAGAUAA